Molecule: messenger RNA, 870 nt
Organism: Hirsutella rhossiliensis
Lineage: Eukaryota; Fungi; Ascomycota; Sordariomycetes; Hypocreales; Ophiocordycipitaceae
Product: Integrase, catalytic core
Exons: 2
Coding region: 1-870 (289 amino acids)
Source: RefSeq, a predicted model, not a curated record
AUGACUGCCAACGCACAGUUGAAGAGGAGAAGGCUACAAAAGCUCGAUCCAAGAACUCACAUCGGCUACCUGGUUGGUUAUAGUUCUACGAAUAUCUUUAGGAUAUGGGUUCCCUUGCUUCGGAAGGUUAUUUCAACCCGGGACGUUACAUUCGACGAAAGAACCUUCUUCGACGGCAAGCUCGAGCAACCACCGCUGCUUGCAAAUAUCGACGAGCUAGUCGAAAAAGUCUCUAUUCCAGAGGAUCAGCAAGUAAAUCAGGAAAUCCUUGAUGAAGAAUCCGAGUCUGAGGAAGAAGACCUCUUUGAAGAAGAAUCUGACGAGGAGGAGGCACAAGACCAAGAAAAAGCCAACGAGGAACUCUUGCUAACGCCGCCGCCAUCUGAAGAUGAAUUUCAAGCCGUUCUAUCAGAAGAUCAAUUUCAAGACCGAUUUCGGGACUUCUAUCCCCAGAAGAUCAGGAAUAUGCUCCAUGGAACCUUCAAUGCUGGACGAAUCUUCAAGCCAAAGACACAAGGGCCGCAUAAGAAGAACCUACCCGAACCGCCAGAGACACAGAAGCAGCUCGAAAGGCACCCUUAUAAAGAGGAAUUCAUCAAAGCUCAGAAAGACCACCUUGCCUCACACGAGGAGAUGGGGUCCUUUCUCGAGGUUCCUUGGAAGAGGGCUGCCGGCAAGCAAAUUCUAGGCUGCAAGUGGGUCUUUAUUUACAAGACAGACAAGCACGGGAUCCUUCAAAAGUGCAAAGCUCGUCUCGUGGUCUGCGGCAACCAGCAGGAAAAGGGGACCUUCCUACCGGGCUACGACCUUAGCCGGGAUGUCGUUCAGGGCCCUAAUGGCGAUUUCGGCAGAAUUCGACCUCGAGCUUGA